This is a messenger RNA of Octopus sinensis (East Asian common octopus), 3525 nucleotides long. RefSeq names its product inactive selenide, water dikinase-like protein. NCBI's taxonomy places the organism in Eukaryota, Metazoa, Mollusca, Cephalopoda, Octopoda, Octopodidae. Gene Ontology annotation, biological process: L-selenocysteine biosynthetic process. Gene Ontology annotation, molecular function: selenide, water dikinase activity; ATP binding. The record is from RefSeq and is a predicted model, not a curated record. The coding region runs from base 401 to 1348 and encodes 315 amino acids. Gene Ontology annotation, cellular component: cytoplasm. The transcript is spliced from 8 exons.
GCAGCUAUUUAUGUCCCGUUCGGUGCACCAUAGUAUAAAGCCUCUGUCCCAGUCGCACGACGAGCGAGUCCCUCUCCAUCCGGGUCUUUCUCUCACCAUUCUCUCUCGACGACGCCAUAACGUGGCUCACAGAAACGAACAAGCAAUUAUGUCCGAUGUUCAGGAAGCCUGCCCGCCGGAGGAACCGCGAGAUCUGUCUAUGCGGCGACCUUUCGAUCCUGUCGCUCACGAUUUGGAUCCGAAAUUCCGACUCACCAAAUAUGCUGACCUGAAGGGAUGAGGGUGUAAGGUCCCCCAGGAAGCUCUGCUCAAGCUUCUUGAGGGACUACAACAGGACAGCAGUGCCCAGGAGUCCGAACACUUCCAGUACAUCGCCAGUGUUCCUCGAAUAGGAAUUGGUAUGGACUCGAGUGUGACACCCCUGCGGCACGGUGGGCUCUCAUUGGUACAAACAACGGACUUUUUCUAUCCCCUUGUAGAUGACCCUUACAUGAUGGGUAAAAUUGCUUGUGCCAAUGUGUUAAGUGACUUGUAUGCCAUGGGCGUCACUGAAUGUGACAAUAUGCUCAUGUUGCUUGGUGUCAGUAAUAAAAUGACAGAAAAAGAAAGAGAUGUGGUCGUUCCAAUUAUGAUGCGUGGUUUCAAGGACUUGGCUGAAGAUGCUGGCACCCAGGUAUCAGGUGGUCAAACAGUUAUUAAUCCCUGGCUGACCAUUGGUGGAGUAGCAACUACAGUAUGUCAACCGAAUGAAUUUAUAAUGCCAGACAAUGCUGUAGUGGGUGACGUUCUUGUUUUGACCAAGCCCCUGGGUACUCAGGUUGCUGUGAAUGCCCAUCAAUGGUUAGAUGAACCUGAACGAAUGUCUCGGCUCAAAAUGGUUGUCAGUGAAGACGAUAUUCGUAAAGCUUAUCACAGAGCAAUGUGCAGCAUGUCAAGACUAAAUCGCACUGCUGCUAGACUGAUGCACAAAUAUAAUGCACAUGGUGCCACUGAUGUCACAGGCUUUGGCCUAAUUGGCCAUGCAAAGAACUUGUCAAAAAUUCAGAAAAACGAAGUCAGUUUUGUCAUUCACAAUCUGCCAAUAAUUGCCAAAAUGGCUGCUGUCAGUAAAGCCAGUGGAAAUAUGUUUGGAUUGUUUCAAGGACAGUCCGCAGAAACAUCUGGUGGUUUGCUGAUUGCGCUUCCCCGAGAACAAGCUGCUGCAUAUUGCAAAGAUAUUGAAAAGCAAGAGGGGAACCAAGCUUGGAUUAUUGGAAUUGUGGAGAAGGGCAAUCGAACUGCCCGAAUCAUCGACAAACCGCGGGUAAUAGAAGUACCAGCAAAGGAAAAAGAUGGAGAAUUGUGGUAAUCGCCUCCCCCUCCUUCCUAGUUCUACCAAUGGUUAUGUGGACCAACAAGUGGGCAUAAUGUUGUGAGGAGUUGGUAACGAAGUUCAGAAAUGGUUAAAUCUUUAACAACAAAACAAUUUUUAGAGCUUUUGUUGAGAAAUGUAAUUCCUCUAACAAAAUCAUCAAAGUUUUUAGUUUAAUCUUAAUUCCUGGUCACUGAUUUCUAAUCUCAAUUUUUGAUCAUUUUUCUCUUUUAGAUUAGUUUAAUCUUUGUAUUUUGGGCAUUUCUUUAUGGUAACAUUUUGAUUUUCAAAUUUGAAAAAUCAAAACUCUUUUAUUGUAUUUCAACUUUAAUAGUAGCGUAUUUAACUAAACUUGUCUGUUUUCACCUUAAUUUAAUCUCUUUUACAGAAAUAGUAAUUUUUAAAAACUUUUUAUUCAUACAAUUGCAAUUUUUAUCUCUAGCAGACACAUAUGAACGAAUAAUAUGAAUUUUUCUGGCUUAAAAUAAAUUCCUGUUCUGAGGUUUAAAUGUUACCAAAUGCUUCUGGAGUGGUCAGAUUUUAGAGUUUAAUUUAGAGAGAAUAAGAUGAGAAUGAGGAGGAGGAGGAGGAGGAGUAUUUCAGGCCAAUUUACUAUAAUUUGGUACCAGAACUGCUGGAAUUGUCUUCUCUUGCCAUAGCUUUAUUUAUCAAAAACUAUUUUCGCACAUUUCAACACAGAGCCAGAAUAAUUUACGUUUUCUGCCUAAAUUUUUCUCUUAAACACUUAAAUAUUUUCUGGAAAUAACCACUUCUAUCUUGGAAUUGUUUUUUUAGCCAUUUAAAAACAAAGAGAAAUCGUUCAGAUCAUUUUGUCCAUGAUGGAAUUUUUCAGUUUCAACAGAUUUAGUCAAUUCACUUGCCAAAUAAGUACAACUUUGAAAUUUCUAAAAAUAAUCUAAGGUCUUGUUUGUUUCCUCACUCUAUUCUAGAUAAUAUAUAUUUAAUAUGACCUGAAAAAUCUCCAGUAUUUCUGCUACUGCAACAGUUAAGAAUUAUCUUUUUCAAAAUUUAGAAAGUUUUGUCUUAUUACUUCAAACUUUUGAAAAUUGUUCCAACUUUGAUGUGAAGUAAUUUUUUUCAAUGUUUUCUAAAAAAUGAAUUAAUGUGCUAUUUUCUAUAAAUGCCUCUGCUUUUGUGUUCCAUAAAAGAAGAAAAAUGGAUUUGUUUGCUUCUCUUUUGCAAUUAUAUUUGCCCCUUUUAUAUUGGUUAAAAGUCCUUGUCCAUGUAAAUAUUGGUUGAACCGCUGAACAUAAAUUGAACUUUGACUGGUCUUUGAUAUAAGCUAAUCAAUAGUUACUGUCCAUUCCAUUCCAAGGCAUUUUGCUUUGUCCAGGGUUGUUGUCAUUCAAUUCUAACCACAGUUAGGAAUCCUGCAUCCGACUUUUCUUUUUUUUUUCUCAUUUCAUCUCCACUUUUCAGCCACUCUCAUCCCGUCCUUCCCCCAAGUCCUUUUUCUAGUAAACAUAAAUAACUUUGUUCAUUAAGUUUUGGCAUUCAUUAAGGAUCUACUUUGGAAAAUUGAAGCUGGUUUAAAAAAAAAAAGCAAAAAAAUUUUAUUUUACAAAAUUUUAUUUUUUCUUCGUAGAAAAUGUUGUUUAAAAUUUGAUGCAAAAAUCGUGUUUUUGUAACUUAAUUUGGUAUUUUUACUGUCCCCUAAUAUUUUUUCUUGCUUCCUUCAGAAUACCCUUUACAAUUUUGUAACAUUUUUAUUCUGCUAAGGAAGCAAUAAAAAAUAGCGCAUAUUCAACUGUAAACAGGGACCUGUUUUUGGUUGCCAAUAAAACCAGAAAUGUCUCCCUAAUAUUGUGGUUCCAUCCCUGGAGAACAACUGUCUGUUGAGAAAGCUGCUGGUUUUUAGGAGUCAAUUUUUUUCUAUGUAUAAUUUUUUUUUAAAUGUUCAAAAGAAUUUUUUUGUAAAUUUUUCUUGUGUUGUUAAUUCUAGUUUUGUACUAAUGAGACCUUGAGCAAGUCCUGUACAUCUAGAUAUUUAGUUCCAGGAAAUCUCUUGUUGAAAGCUGUUUAAUGGUCAUCUUAAUGAAAUGACAUUGGGAAUUCGAUGUCGAACCAGUGGCAUGGAUAACUGAUGACCAUUUUACGUUCAACGUGAUUUCCAAUCAUCUUUAAAUCAGAAAUAAAACACCAGUUUCACCAGA